This is a messenger RNA of Arctia plantaginis, 765 nucleotides long. The record is from the annotation of a GenBank genome assembly. NCBI's taxonomy places the organism in Eukaryota, Metazoa, Arthropoda, Insecta, Lepidoptera, Erebidae.
AUGCUUGGAGUCUGCAUAAAUGCCAUCCACGGAGGCGCAGAUGAAUUGGAAGUAUGUAGUUCACUCACAGAAGGUGGGCUAACACCUUCCGCGGGGUUGGUAAAACUAAUUCGGGACAUUGUCAACAACAUACCGAAGAAAAUACCUAUUCGUAAAACAUGUGAUAAUUGCAGUUGCGGUAAUUUGAAAACGGCUCCCAAAGUCAAUGUAAUGAUUAGAUCUCGAACAGGUUCUGAUUUUUGUUAUUCCAAAGAGGAAAUGGACACAAUGUUGAGCGAUAUUGACGUCUUCAAAGUUAUCGGAGUGGAUAGAUUUGUCUUCGGCGCUCUCACGAAUACGCAGGAUAUAGAUGAAAUCAAUUGUACUGAGGUUAUACGUAGGGCUCAUCCUAUUCCGGUCACAUUUCAUAGAGCCUUUGACGUUUGUAGGGAUCCCCAGAAGACUAUUCUUUCAAUCAUAGAUAUUGGUUUCAGUAGAUUACUUACAAGUGGUCAGGAAGUUUCAGCUGAUAACGCCAAUGCAAUUCAACUUAUAAAGAAAUUAUAUAUGGAUUAUGGUGAUAAAAUAGAGAUAAUGCCCGGAGCAGGAAUUAACCUCUUAAAUGCUAAGGGUUUUAUUGAUAUGGGAUGCAAAAUUGUACAUAGUUCUUGUAAACGAAUACGAUAUUUGCCUCAAAUUGAACACAAUUUAAGGAUGGGUACAAGUGAUAGUGAACAUAUUUAUGUUACAGACGAAAUUAUAGUGAAAAAGAUGAAAGAAAUUUAG